Messenger RNA from Gossypium raimondii (Peruvian cotton), 1192 nucleotides. RefSeq lists its product as hypothetical. The record is from RefSeq and is a predicted model, not a curated record. Bases 312 to 998 code for a protein of 228 amino acids. NCBI's taxonomy places the organism in Eukaryota, Viridiplantae, Streptophyta, Magnoliopsida, Malvales, Malvaceae. The transcript is spliced from 5 exons.
CUCCUAAUUGUAGAUUUCUCGGUCUUAUUAUUAUUUUUAAGCUAUACUCUCCUUCUAUUUAUUGAUUUAUUUAGCUGCUUUUUAUGAUAUAAAUGUGUUUCAAAGGCUCAGAAACUCUUAUAUUUUUUUCUGCAGAUUCUCUUCUUCUGAGUAGGUAAUUCUGAAGCAGAAUUUAUAUCUGCUGUAGCUUUCUUCAGAAUCCAUAUAUCUUUUAUUUACCUUUUUGCUCUCUUCAUUCUCUUUUAAACAACACAACCCUUUCAAGCUUCACUCUUCGUCAUUAACCAACUGUCACUCACAACCCCCCAACAAUGGAUGAAUAUUGCAAGAGAAGCGGGCAGAUACCAGCAUUUGGAGACUGGGACAAUGCAAAUGAGCUGCCUAUAACUCAGUACUUCGAAUGCGCUAGACAAGCGGGUUUGAUUCGUUUCAGCUCUUCAUCUGGAGAAUCUAACCCUUAUGUUGCUGCUCAUGACUUGUAUGAAACAGCUGAUUCAAGGAAACAUUCUCGUAAUCUUGCUCCUCCUAGAAAGAAACUUUGUACAGUGGGGACAUGGAGAAGUAAUAAAGCACUAAUCUGUCUUCAAGCCUUUUUCUGGGAACUUUUCCUAUCUAGGCAACAGUUGGCACUGAUAAUAAUGGAGAUGGGCGGUGGUAUGCAGCAGGCGAGUAGGGUAAGGGAAAAGGGAGGAGCGCAUGUUAAGGAGCAAAAGAAGGCGGGGAGAGUAUGUGACGUGACUGAACCGCCAAGGAAAUACUACCAACAUCCCCACCACCAUGUGUCUUUGUCAGUUAAUAAUGACAACACUACAAGCAGCAAUAGUAAGCACCCCAUAUACGAUGCCGUUCCACCUCCUAAUCCCAAGAGAUUACCUGUUCGACCUCCUAAACCUGUUGAUGAAGAUCUCUACAAAAUCCCCCCUGAGCUCCUUCACUCUUCCAAGCGAAAGAAGAUGCCAGGAUUCUUUUCCUGCUUGGUACCAGCUUGUGCAACAUGAAAUUCUUAUCGCUUUGUGAAGGAAUUUCAUGUUUAUAUAGACAAAGAUAUGUAGUUAGUCUAGUGAUUUAUUUCUUUUUGUUCCAUCAAAAAAUGUUUUGACUAGCAAUGAGAAAUGACUAUGAAAUGGAGAUUUUGUCCCUUGUCUACCAAUGAACUUAUACUAUAUGGAGACUUUGUGAUACACUUCUUGUA